Messenger RNA from Cuculus canorus (common cuckoo), 3199 nucleotides. Its product is annotated as protein let-653-like. The record is from RefSeq and is a predicted model, not a curated record. NCBI's taxonomy places the organism in Eukaryota, Metazoa, Chordata, Aves, Cuculiformes, Cuculidae. The transcript has 5 exons. The coding region runs from base 1234 to 2013 and encodes 259 amino acids.
GUACCCUGGCUGUAUCCCUGCAGUGUGAGCGUACCCCAGCUGUGUGGCAGUAUCAUGGUGAUGUGACUGUACCCCUGCAGUGUGGCUGUAACUUUCCAUACUCCUCAUUAUGGCUCUACCUGGCUGUGUCACCCUGCUGUACCCCUGAAGUGUCAUUGUACCCCACUGUACCCCAGCAGUGUGGCUGUACCCCAGCUGUUCCCUGACUGUGUGACUGUACCCUGGCAGUGCCCCUGCCUGGGCAGCUGUGUCCCAUCGGUGUUCCUGUAUUCCGGUGGCUCUCCCAGGAGCCUUUACCCUGUGGCUGCAGCUGUACCCUGGUGACACCCGGCUCUGUGCACCCAAAGCAGGCAGGGAGACAGUACCGUGCCCCGUGCCCCGGGCUGUGCGCAUCCCUCUGCUGUUCCUGCAUCCCAGCAGAGUGACCGUACGCUGAGAAGAGUACCUGUACCCUGGCCUAAUGCCUACAGCACAAAAGCUCCCCGGCACCGUACUCCGGUGAUGCCCUCAGCCCGGCUGUGCCCUGGCAGUGUCCCCCUGUACCCGUGCAGACCUCCAGCGUGCCUGUUCACCUGUGGAGCGCCUGUACCGUGUCCCAGUGCCUGCAGCCACCUCUGACUGGUCUUGUCCCCGACCCCAAGAAGAAGGAAGCGACUCCGGCUGUCAGUGGCGCGCUUCAGCCGUGACAUGCUGUGACAUGGGGAAGUGAUGCUUGUACAGACAGUCCAGGGGACAAACCCUCAGCCCGGAGCACGCCCUUCCUGAGCGCCGCCUGUUCUCUCGGCCAGUUCCUCACCCUUAGACGGAGCAGGCUGUUGUCUCCUGAGGGCGUUGGUACUGGGAACCGCUGAACACCCUUGUGGUGAAGUGCAGGGACGGUGUCAGGCAGCACGGCUGCUUUUCUGGGCUUUUUCCUAUUGUCACCAUCCCCUCAGCAGGCAGACAACAGCACGGUCCACGGGUGCAGGGUCUUGGUCUGCAGCAGUGGUGGCCUGCCCUGCCAGCUGCUUGCGGCUGCUCCGGGUCCGGCCGUGCAGCUGAUAUCUGCUCAGCAUUGCACCAGUCCCUCGAAGUGUGUUGGGCGGACACCUCCCCUUCACGGGCAGCACCUGCGGAGUAAAAGGACCCACCUGAAUGCUCCUUCUCUACUGGGAAAAGGAGACCCAGAAACCCUAGUGCUGGGGCCGUGGGGAACACUUGGAGCGGGGGGCAUCAGCUUCCAGCCAUCUGGACAUGGCCAGGUGGAGAGGGGGGCUGCUCCUGCUGCUGCUGAGCCUCGCCGUCCUCGCCGUGCUGCACCUCACGCUGGGGACCACCACCAUUGAUGUGACAGCGACUGUGUCCCUGACUCACCCUACCUCCUCAACACCCAAGGAAACCUCAGCACUGCUGCCCAACAGUGCCUCCACCACUGCAGUCACCAUCCCUCCCUCCAACCCUGAAAGAGGAGCCUCCACCCUGGAGAGAUCCAGCACAGCCCUGUGGACCAGCAGUGCCUCUUCUCCCACCAUGCUUCCUCCCACUGCACCAGCACAGACAGACACAUCGUCUGAGCCCUUGACAACUCUGUUAGAUACCACGUCUGACCCCAAUACCAUCACAGGCAUUCCUGGGACCACCCCUGAUCACACCCAGCCAGUGGGGACCACAGCCAGGACCACCCCUGGCAUCUCCACCCUGACCAAGAAGUCAAACUCAAGCACCUUGACAGCACUUGAGACCUCCAGUGCAGCCACAAGCACAGAGCCCUCUUCCCCUGCCACUGACUCAACUCAGAUCACGGAGGUUACUCCCAGCACCCCUGCAGACCUGUCAACGAUGCCACCAGUCUGUCCCAAUCCCACAUCCAACACCAGUGCAUCUCUCUUUCUGUCACUGCAGCUAACCAUUCCCCUGGACCUGGGGAACACCACGGUGCAGGAGAUGGUGUUGUCCAAGCUCCGUGUGGAUCUCCAGACGCUGUUCCCAUGUGCUGGCCUGGCAGUGGGGUGGCGAGGGAAGAGGAGGACCUGACUGCUGCUCCUCAUCUGGCCGGGACCUGCAGGGCUGGCACCCGUGUGAACUGGCAAGCUUUCUGCUCCCAGCUCCUUAUUCCACAGCUGUGCAACCUUUUGGGGUAAUCUGUACAGCUCCCCUUGAACCUGGGAACCCCCAUCCUUCACUGUACACACCUAGAGGACCUCCAGUCCCCCAGUGGACUGGGAAGACCCUUCCCCUUGCCACCGCCUGUCUGUAGAGCCUGAGCCUUGCCACCACCCUGCACCAGACCUGGCUCCUGUGAUGGAACCUUCGUGCCAGCACUGCCAGGAGGCUGGGAGGAGGGGAACCUGCGGCUCUGGGGUUGAGCUGGCUCAGGUAUUAAAGCCAAAUUGGCGACCGAUGGAUGAGACAAAGAAGACUUGAAACUCCCGGUACCAUUGUGCCCAAGGCCCUCAGGAGCUUGGUGAUGGUGACCUCAGGAUCUGCAACCCUGAGGUCUUUGGGAGAUGGGCCAGGGCCAAUUUUAUCCAGAGCGGGCCAGGAGGGAGCCAGGGGUGGCUCUGGGACGGAGGCAGGAGAGGAAAAGAGCCCCCCCUGUCCCACUCGAGUUCUGUCCUGGGACCAGCCCGGCUCCUGAGCCCUGCAACGCAGGGGGCGAGUGAAGCCAGAGCCCCGCGCUGGCUCUCCCUGCCGUUCCUGCAAUAUCAUUGAUGGAGAAGCACGCCCAUGCCAACAUGGGCUGCGCAGCAAACGGAAAUCUCACGUUUUUCAUAGCAAAGGUAAAAACCUCAUUUCUUUCCAAGCUGCCUUUUCCAAUUUUUGGCUUCGCAAAGAAAACCAACUGAGUCUCAAAAGCUUCGCAGCAGAGAUGGGCUCAGGGCUGUCCCCUCCUGGCAGGGACACCACAGACAUUCCUGAGGAUGGCUCGGAACCCCGACAGGCUGGGGGUCCCUGCUUUGGUCCUCUCCACCUUGUGACACCCCGCAGCUGCUGGCGCAGCUGUGCGCACCGUGGGACCGUGGAAAUCCCGUGGGCUGUACUCCUUCCCUGUUUUUUUCCAGUCCCAAGCUAAGCAGACAGCCACAGCGUCUGUCCCCCUGCAGCAAAGUCAUUUAUUAACUGAUUAAUUACCCAGAUAAAAUCCAACUGAAGCAAUUAUUAGCCUAAGCAAGUCACCUCGCCGGGAGAUUGAAAACUGAAAUAAUUAGCAAAAUAGCAA